This is a messenger RNA of Rotaria sordida, 677 nucleotides long. The record is from the annotation of a GenBank genome assembly. NCBI's taxonomy places the organism in Eukaryota, Metazoa, Rotifera, Eurotatoria, Philodinida, Philodinidae.
AAGAUUCCAAUGGAUGGAUAACAUUAGCAUCGAAUGAUAUGAAUCUCAAAGAUGGUUAUGGACAAGCAAAAGCUGUUGUUGAACAAAUAUUAUAUACUGCUUCAACAUUAGGUGCGGAUAUUGUCGUUAUUCGACCUUGUACGAUAUCUGCUGAUACUCGAACAGGUUAUAGUAAUCUUUUCGAUUUUAUCAAUUUGUUAUUACUCGCCGAAGUUGAAAUGGGAUGUAUGGUUGAAAAUGCUGAUUUACAAUUACAUUUUAUACCAGUAGAUUAUUGUUCCAAAGCUAUAGUUGCUUUAGCUAUGCAUCCUGAUAGUGGAGGACAUUGCUUUAAUUUCUAUGGAAAUGGUUUAAGUAUUUCAUGUCUACAUAAUGGACUUGUUCAACGAUUACCUGAUGUAAUAAAGAGAAAAAUCGAACAGAACAAUUGGAAACAAUAUGUAUUGAAGAAUCUGCCUGAAAAUAGUCCAGCAUGGCGAAUGAAAGAGCAAAUUGCUUCAAUGAUAUUCACAAGUGGAAAUUUUCAACAAGAAAAAUCCGGUGUUCGAAUAGAAAUGACCAAAGACUUUCUCGAGAAGAAAUGUAAUAUGAAUUGGUUCGAAGUGACAGAGCAAGAUUUAAUUAAAUCAAUUGAAUAUAUGAUUGAUGUUGGGUUUCUAUCUCGCCGAUCAUCUUAA